This is a messenger RNA of Trichoderma citrinoviride, 438 nucleotides long. RefSeq lists its product as hypothetical. The record is from RefSeq and is a predicted model, not a curated record. Lineage: Eukaryota; Fungi; Ascomycota; Sordariomycetes; Hypocreales; Hypocreaceae. The transcript has 5 exons. Bases 1 to 438 code for a protein of 145 amino acids.
AUGUCCAAAGUCACGUCCCUUUCCUGGGCUGCCGGCGCGUGCCUCUCAUGCAAGGUAGCAUCGAAGCCCGUCCUGUUUCACGUGCAGACGUGUGUACGGGAUCUUGUGGCUCCGGGUCCGCGGUCGUGGCGGCUGCCUGUUAAUGAAACCAUUGCGGCCCAAUACAACAAUGUCUCGAGCUUCAAAGGCUCUCAAUACAAUGCUGGGCAAGAGAACCAGCCCCCCACUUACGACGAAGCAACAAAAGAUACCGUGCCAAGCUUCCUGAGGGCAAAGCGGGAGGGAGAGCAAAGGAUCAAUGCGAAGAGGAGGCAACAAGAGGAAAAGCAAGGCGAGGGACUUGAUCGCUCCAUAUUGGCCUACCUUGUAGGCAAGCAACCUGAGGGUGACAUUAGCCAGACCCAGCAGGACAAGCACCCCAUGGGCAUGAACACCUAG